Messenger RNA from Theobroma umbraticum, 1455 nucleotides. RefSeq names its product replication factor C 2 (gene RFC2). Gene Ontology annotation, cellular component: nucleus; DNA replication factor C complex. The record is from RefSeq and is a predicted model, not a curated record. Gene Ontology annotation, biological process: DNA repair; DNA-templated DNA replication. Gene Ontology annotation, molecular function: DNA clamp loader activity; ATP binding; DNA binding. Lineage: Eukaryota; Viridiplantae; Streptophyta; Magnoliopsida; Malvales; Malvaceae.
UCCAAAUUGAAGCAGUGGCGUGUUUGGGCCCUUGGUGAAAGGGGUUUUCUUCAUAGUAAAUACCAGGCACUUCGCAAAGCUUUCAGUGACUCAACACAAAAAUGGCGUCCUCCUCAUCAUCCAGCAGCGGCGGUUACGACGUGCCGUGGGUGGAAAAAUACCGGCCAAACAAAGUCUCGGAUAUCGUCGGCAACGAAGAUGCCGUGUCUCGACUCCAAGUCAUCGCUCACGAUGGCAACAUGCCCAAUCUCAUCUUAUCCGGUCCUCCUGGAACUGGUAAAACAACUAGUAUUCUGGCUCUUGCACAUGAGCUUUUGGGGACAAACUAUAAGGAGGCUGUUUUGGAGCUUAAUGCAUCUGAUGACAGGGGUAUAGAUGUUGUCAGGAACAAAAUUAAGAUGUUUGCUCAAAAGAAAGUAACUUUACCUCCUGGGCGGCACAAGAUAGUUAUCCUGGAUGAAGCUGACAGCAUGACAUCUGGUGCACAACAAGCCUUGAGGAGGACAAUGGAAAUAUAUUCAAACUCUACUCGUUUUGCUCUUGCUUGCAAUACAUCGUCUAAAAUCAUUGAGCCUAUUCAGAGCAGAUGUGCCCUAGUCCGGUUUUCAAGGUUAUCUGAUCAAGAGAUUCUAGGCCGUCUCAUGGUGGUGGUAGAUGCAGAAAAGGUUCCAUAUGUUCCAGAAGGUCUUGAAGCCAUCAUUUUCACUGCUGAUGGUGAUAUGAGGCAGGCAUUGAACAACUUGCAGGCUACAUUCAGUGGAUUCCGUUUUGUCAACCAAGAAAAUGUUUUCAAGGUUUGUGACCAGCCUCAUCCAUUGCAUGUGAAGAACGUGGUCCGCUAUGUACUUGAAGGGAAAUUUGAUGAUGCGUGUUUGGGUCUGAAGCAGCUAUAUGAUUUGGGCUAUUCUCCUACUGAUAUAAUCACAACACUUUUCAGAAUUAUAAAAAAUUAUGAUAUGGCUGAGUACUUGAAAUUGGAAUUUAUGAAGGAAACAGGGUUUGCACAUAUGAGAAUCUGUGAUGGAGUUGGUUCAUAUCUUCAGUUAUGUGGCCUGCUGGCGAAGUUUUCUCUAGUUCGUGAAACUGCUAAAGCGGCAUAAGUUAGUUGGUUAGUAAAAUUAGAACCUGCUACAUCUGGGGUCCUGAUGGCAAGAACCUUUAGCAUAUAGCAAUGUUGCUUUAACAUUAGGUUUCUUGCAAAGACCUUUCGUUCAUGGAGUGCCGAAGUUGCUUUUAUAUGGGAACUUGUGGUCGAAUUCCGGAGCUUAUCACCAUCCAAUUUGACUUCUCCACCUUGGCUUCUUUAUUUCAAGGUAAUGAAUGAAGUUGGCGAAUCUUUUGAUUGUUUUACUUUAGAUGCCACUUUCCUCAUACUUAACAUUUGUCUUCAGAAAUGAUGGGACACUAGUUUGGUUCACUAGUUUCAUAACAAAAUCAAGUUGCUUUUAGGUUCAA